ACGACCUUAUUAGCCCAACUAGCUUAUUAAGACUUCCUAAUGUCCACGAAACAUCAUUGUUGUAGCCAAACCACAUGCCAAAAGCCUUAUACACAAUUGCAGCGCGCUCAUUAUUGCAGGUAAUGGAAUGAAAAACAUGAUUUGAUGAUAAUAUAUUAAGUUGAAGACUACCUUCACAGUCUUCAUACAUGGAACAAAUACAAGAGGUGGAUCAGCGCUUUGCUGGUUUGAAUGCGUCCAGUUCCAAAGUUCAAAAGGGUGUUGCAUACUUGCAUCUAGAUUCAUUAUCCUACAACCUUAUCCUUGAAUCCGACCCUGAAACAUAAUAUGCAAAUAGUAAUUAGACUGAACGUGGACACUUGAUCCAUUUAGCAUGACCAAAUGUGUAGAGUAGUAAUCAGCUCUUGCAACAACUGAACUGAUGUUCAUAAUCUCAUAUUAAAUGAUGUUAGUAACAGAGCUUUUCAUUUGCAUCUAAGUUUGACAAUGAUAGCUUUAUAAUUAAAUCUGUUGAGAUCAUGUAGAGAUUAGUGGGUCAUCGACCUUAAUCUCUAAAAAAUGUGUAAUAAUAUAAGCUUUUACAUCAGAAAUUUUAAUGGAACAUAUAUAGUAUAUAAAAUUUAAUUUGAGUCGGUUUAUUUAUCGCCAAUUGAUUUUAAGUUCAAAACCCGAGAACUUUAACAUAAAUUUAACUUGCAUAAAACUCGAUGCAUUUAUUUUACCUUUCUUAAUGUAUAAUUUUAACAACUCUCGUUUAUAAGGUGUAAUGACUAAUGAGAGGCUCGAACGGCAUUUUUGUUAUGUGAUAAGCCAAGUUUUGACAUGUCAUUAGUAGGUUGACAUCUCAACAAAGAAGGUAGACACAUGAUUGUAACAUACAUUUGUCAACUAACACCAUUCUGAUUCCCAGAGACAAUCAUUUGGCACCUUAUUUUAAUUACUUGUUUAAUGUGUAUUAAAUAUGUUUUACACCUAAGCUUAAUCAUCAAGUGGCUUCUCAUACGGUCAAUACCUAUUGGCUAUUGCCAUCGUGUCGACUUUUAUAUUACGAAGAAACAUUAAAAGCAUCUUUUACGCAUCAAACGUUUUGUUUUAUCGUCUUCAACUCUUGUUCUGAUAAUUUAAGUCCAGGGUAAGCUAGACAGACCAUAACCAACAGACUAAAAAACUAAACUGAACUUUUAUGUAUGUCACAUGUAGUUUCACGAGUUUCAGUUUUGUCUAAAUCUCACAGUUAGUUAUAUUCGGAACAUUAAUACAUCACAUAAAACUUCACAUUUUCAUACAUAUGGAGUUAAUUAUGACAAAAUACGUUCCCCUACAAGUCAAAUUCACACAUGUGAUAUAAGUAAAGUAAUUAAAUCAUAUUUCACAAUAUACAUUAUACGAACUAUCAAAUUAUUAGUAAACAUUAGUUAUCAUAUGUAAUAUUAGUUUUAGAUCUACAAGUAUAUAAUUUUUUCAAAGUAUACACAAUUAUCUAAGAAAUCUAUAAUUAAAUUAAGAUAAUAACAAUGAUACAAAGUGACAAAAAAAUAUACUGAUAUAAAUUUCUAUAAAAAUAUGUUGAAGAUUACCAUAUCAAAUUAAAUAUUCUAAUAUUGCUAAUAUGAAAAUCGUCACUUUUAUAUUUUCUUUACUACUUAAUAGGUAGUUUUCUGGUAUCAUAUAUGCAAAGAAUUUGCUAGUCUUUUUUUAACACAUAAAAGAAUUUGCUAGUCAAAUUAUAAAUCAUUAUAGCUAAUCACUAAAACAGAGAGAAAAUGUUCAUAUUUUUAGAAAUCUUCCAAAUCUGGCAUUCCACACUAAUAACUCAAAAUAUAUUAGUACUAUACUCCCUCUAUUUCUUAAAGAUUGAUGUUUUGGUGUUUUUACACAUAUUAAAAAAAAUACAUUAAUCAUGCAUUAUUUUUUAAAGUGAUCAAAUUCCAAUAUUUUUUUAACCAAUAGUCUUUCAAUAAAUUCAAUUAAUUUUAUUAAAAUUUGUAAUUUUUCUGUAGAAAACAUAAAAACUUUAUUUUUGUGAAACAGUUUUUUUUUCUAUAAGAUGAAAGGAGAGAGUAAUAUUUUAAAUAUAUUAUGGUUUAAAAACUAAUUUAACUGUUUAAGUCGUAAUGACACAGAUUAAAAACAUAACCAUUAUUUGAAUUUCACAAUCAGUUAUAAAUGCCGCCAUAAGUAGACCAAUAAUAAACUAGAAAAAUCCAUAAUCACCUAUUAGUGAAUCUUGACCGUAUUAACUGAAGCCAGUUCUUUUAUCAUUUACGUGGAACAUAAAAAAAUAGCUGGAACGAUAUUUAAGCCACCUGAUAAAAGUUCCAUGAAAAUGAUACUACAUUCUUGCAAUGUUUAUAGAAAACCCCCAAACUUAAAAAAAUGUACAACAACCCCACUUGUUUGAUACGAAACAAACCCAUUUAAAAAAAAAAAUUGCUCCGAAUUGGGAGCAUAGAAGUACCUAAUGACUUCAUUAGACACCAACUUCAUAUGAUUACAUCAACGGUGAUCUUGUUAUAUUAUAUUAAGGGUUUUUGUAAUAAUAUAACAACAUAGGUAAGUUAAAUAAUGCAUAAAUCAUGAAUUUUGUCAAUUAAGAUACUAACAAGCAUUCGCUAAUAAAAAAAUUUAAUGUUGAAUUAUUAGAGUUGAUCAGAGAAUAAUCAUGAAAUUAAAUAUGAUAAUUAAAAUAAUUGGGGGUUCUUUUUGGACAUUUUGUACGAUUUAGGAAACUUACCAAGUUUAGGGGGUUUUAGAGUAAAUGUCGUAUAAAAAAAAGAAAAAAGGGAGAGUUAUCAGAAUGAGCUCUUUCGUCUGCAUCCCCAAGUCUCUCUGCCUUUAUUCAGAGCUUUCUUCGGUCACCGUUCCCUUUGAAAUUAAUUACAAUCACAUUAACUCACAAAACUACCAAAAAGCUUUGAGAAAAGACAACUCUGAAGAUUCACAGAGAGAGAGAGAAGAGAAAAGAAGACAGCUUUGAGUUGCGGUUGCAAAGCAGCAAAUCUGACAGUUUGCAGAAUCAAAAGAGAGAGCAAGGAAUCGAAGAUUUGCUUCUUCUUCUUCUUCUUCAACAGGAAGCAAACUAAAUGCUCAUAGAAAGUUUGCAUUUUCAAGGAGAGAGAGAGAGAGUUGAAUUGAUCUCACUUGGGUCUCUGCUCUUUUGAUCUGUAACGGAACUAGCUUCAGACUUUUGAGGACCUGGGUUUGAUCCUUAAAGCUGAGAUCUUUCUUUUCCUUGAGGAGGGUUCUGCUUAAUCUUCAGUGGUUCAGUUUUAAGACCUUUGUGAGCUUUGAGAGAUUCAUAUGUGAUCACAAGAGACAGCUGGCUGCUCCUAAGGCCCAUAAGUGAAUUGAGGUCUACCGGGUCAGCGUGCAGUGUUGAGUAGUUAGGGCAGUAGAUAUGCCUCCUUCCCCGGCAUUGAGAUGCUCUCCUGGCAAGGAACAUAGACGAGGGCACAGCAUUGAAUAUGGAACACUCUUCAGAGACAAUGACGAAGAAGAUCUUGCCUUGUUUAGUGAGUUGCAAGAGAAAGAAAGAGAUGAUUUCUUGCUUCAGUCUUCUGAUGAUCUUGAAGAUGCAUUUUCUACAAAAUUGAAGCAUUUUUCGGAGUUCACCAUUCCUAUUCAAGGAGAGAGUAGCAGAUUGCUUAGUGCAGAAGAAGAUAAGAACGACUAUGAUUGGUUGUUGACGCCUCCAGACACACCACUUUUUCCUUCAUUGGAUGAUGAACCGCAAGCAACUAGUGUUGGAACACGAGGGAGACCGCAGAGUCAGACUUCUUUAUCUAGAUCUUCAACGAUGGAGAAGAGACGCCGUAGUAGUAAGGGCAGUCCAAGCCCAAACCGCUUAAGCACAUCACCUCGAGCUGACAAUAUGCAACAGCAGAUAAGGGGAAGGCCAUCAUCAUCACGCCAUCCUAGUCCAGCGUCUGGUCAACGAUCAGUUACCCCAGUUAGAAGGAUCUCUCCUUCUCCAGGGAAACCUGUAUCAUCAAGAUCUUCAACCCCAACUUCACGAAGGAUGAGCACUGGCUCAACCACCACGGCGGCACCGCCAGCUGGCAGGGGCACUUCUCCUGUCAGAUCAAGUCGAGGCAACUCAGCUUCACCCAAAAUAAAAGUUUGGCAGUCAAACAUUCCUGGUUUCCCAUUGGAUGCGCCACCAAAUCUCCGAACUUCUUUGGGUGAUCGACCUGCAUCCUAUGUUAGAGGCUCCUCACCAGCGUCAACACGCAGCAGACAGUCUGUUUCUCCGAGUGCGUCAAGAAGUGUUAGUUCAUCUCACAGUCAUGAGGAUCUUCUUCACCCUAUACAGUCUAUUCCUGUAGGUAGCUCAGAACGUGCGGUUUCAAAGAGAGCUAGCCUCUCUCCGAAUAGUAGAAGUUCGAGAUCUUCGAAGUUACAGUCACCUGGUUCAGCACCGAGAAGGCCGUUUGAGUCUGCUCUUCGUCAGAUGGAUCAUCCUAAAAGCCAUCAUAGCAUGUUUAGGCCUCUUGCUUCUAGCCUUCCUAGCACUGGCAUCUAUUCUGGGAAAAGUAGCUCGUCUUCUUACCAUCACCUAAUGUUAAGACAUUCAUCUGCGACAGUUGGGAGCAAUUCUAGUUCUAGCCAAGUUAUAGGGUUCAUGCCAGAUACUAAAGGGAGCGAUUCAAUCCAAUCUGAAGUUGAAAAAUUGGCUUAUCCUGAUAAACAUGGAGAUAUUAUGGAUGUAUUGAAUGAAGGUAGUAGACAUGAGAGUUCUUUCAGUGAUGUGGAUCAAGGUUUUGCUGUUGAAAGCGAGUCUAGUGUGAAUGAGGAGGUCAACCACCAUGUUUCUGAUGUUGAAAACAGUAUGACUCAUGGUAGUCAUCAUAUAGGCAAUGAGUUUUUGGAAGGGGAUGAUCUGGAAACUAUGGAGGUUUGUGGUAGAUGUGGUUCCCAUUACCGUGCCACUGAAGCUACUAGAAGCGAGAUAAAUAUUUGUCCAGAUUGCAGGGAAGAACAUAGUUUCAUGGAAACUGAUUCCCCUGGAACAACAAGAGCUCUUGAUGAAAAUUCACAGUCUCAGGAGAAUUUUGAUGAAAAGGAGUCUAUUGUUGAGAAAACUCCUGCAAUAAGUGUGCUAGAAUCGCUGCCUGUUGCUAUGGUUGAGAUUGAGCAGUGUGAUGAUUCCUAUGAGCAAGAAGAAAAUCAUUUGCAAGAGAGCUCUAUUUUCAGGGCUUUAGGAGAGCAAGAUGAUGAAAUAGAGUCUUCCACUGGCUGUGGUCUAUUAAGUACAGAGACAAAAGAUACUCAAACUCAGCUUUCUGAGAAGGAUCAUGAUGUGAAGAUUGGUUCUUCAGAAGGUAGGAGGGGCCUUCCUAUGCUUAUAAAGAGAUCAGUGAGUAUGAAGUCACCAAUCACUCAAGCUAGUAACUCCAGUGGGUUUACCAGAUCAUAUGAUGGCUUUUCUUAUUUGAGGGAUAAGAGUAUGAGUCUUAGAAGCUCCACAGAAACUACCUCUGCAUCUUCAUCUUGGGAUUAUGGUUCGUCCAUAAGAAAAGGAAGUCAUGUGCGACAUCAAAGCGGGAGUACACUUGACAUGGAGACUCAUAGGUAUGAAACCAACUCCAAGUUCCUGAGCAGCAUGUCAAGCAACGCCUGCCAGGCUCUGAAUGCUGUGCCAGCAGACAGUUUUGAAGUAUUUGCUGCCCAAAUGACAUGUACCAACGAUGAAACUCAUCAAGAAUCUCAUUAUGAACUCAAAGAUCCGAAAUGUAAUGAAACCAAUGUGAUGAAUGGAUCAAUUGGUCUUUCCACCAAUGUAGUUGGUGUCCUAGCAGAGCAUGAUCCAGUUAUAACUGAGAAUGGAUUUUCUGAAAAUAGAGAUGAUGUAGACAAUACUGUGAUGAGCAAAGUGGAGAUAAGCGAAUCACCGGCACAUGUAAGGAACACAUCUGAAGUAGGAGCAUCAACUGCCACUGAUGACUGCUCUCUCUAUGAUCACUCUAAGCUACAAGAAAAGGAUGUGAAUGAAACUCCUCACCACGGUUCAUCCACCACGACAUCCUCAGAAAUAGAGCCGGAGAGUUGCAAAAUUCCAGAGUCAGAAUGCAACGUAAAUACAGUGGAUGAUGACUGCUCAGAGAAGAGUAUGGCACAUGCGUCUGUGGAUCACCACAACUCAUUACCUCCUGUAAACGAAAUUUCAGAUGAGUCAACAGUACUUGUGGAGUGUCCAGGCCAAAAAGAGCCGAAGAGCCUCACGCUCGAAGAAGCCACUGAUGCAAUACUAUUCUGCAGCUCCAUCGUUCACGACCUAGUUUACCAAGCUGCAUCAAUAGCAAUGGACAAAGCAAGGGAUGUGGCGGCAACUGAAGAAGAAGAAGUAUUGCGUCCAACAGUGACAGUUCUUGGAAAGUCGGAUGCUAACAGGAGUAGUUACACAAGCGGUGGUGGAACAAAGACGAAGAAACAGAGUUCCAAAGGGGCCAAAGCGAGUAGGAAGCAAACGGAAACAGAGGAGAACAUAGAGGUACAUAUAGAGAAUGAUGAGAAUGCAGGGGAAGCUGCAAGGAUGAUAAGUAACGUUGGAGUUCCUCCUAGUAAUAAAGCAGAUAAUUUGAAACCUCCUCCUAAGCUGGAGAAUAAAUGCAAUUGCUCUAUUAUGUGAUUUUUUUUUUUGUUUUACUAGUAAAGUUUUUAAUGCCUUGUUCAUAAAGUUUGUAGUUGGUUGUGUUGUUGUUGUUUGGGUAUUUACGUUUGUUGCAGCUAAUUUGUGAGAGAAAAGCACACGAUUUCGGUUGCCUAUUACUAAUGGUGGCAUGAAUUGUAAAGUUUUUAUUUACUUUGGUAUGAUUUGAUUAUUAUUACUAAUAAACCCUUUUACUUUUUUUUA
This is a messenger RNA of Brassica rapa (field mustard), 6853 nucleotides long. RefSeq lists its product as uncharacterized. Lineage: Eukaryota; Viridiplantae; Streptophyta; Magnoliopsida; Brassicales; Brassicaceae. Gene Ontology annotation, cellular component: cortical microtubule. The record is from RefSeq and is a predicted model, not a curated record. Gene Ontology annotation, biological process: cortical microtubule organization.